Messenger RNA from Penicilliopsis zonata CBS 506.65, 3594 nucleotides. RefSeq lists its product as hypothetical. The coding region runs from base 1 to 3525 and encodes 1174 amino acids. Gene Ontology annotation, molecular function: nucleic acid binding; ATP-dependent chromatin remodeler activity; zinc ion binding. The transcript is spliced from 2 exons. NCBI's taxonomy places the organism in Eukaryota, Fungi, Ascomycota, Eurotiomycetes, Eurotiales, Aspergillaceae. The record is from RefSeq and is a predicted model, not a curated record.
AUGAAUAUGAGCUUGGAGGAUUUGAACCAGCGUCCCGCGAAAAAAAGACGCUUUUUCGUUGAGGAGGAGCUCGGCCUCCCAACAACCACAGACAUCGUCAAAGACGCCGAUACGAACGGAGAUCUAGUCACUGGACAAGAACAAUGGGGUGGUCAGUCAUCACUGGAACAGAAAGUUGAUUUAGAUACUGCGUCGCUGCGCGACUGCGGAACGACGGCGAGCGAUGGCUUCGAUACAGAUCUUUUCAUCAGCAUUAUUGGAGAGCGGCUUCCCCCUAAUCUCAUCAACCGGAUUCAGUUUGCCGCCCAGAAUGACCUGGAACGAGCAGUCAACAUCUACUACGAUGGCUCGUGGAAAACGUUAAAGACCCCCGGUUCCAGUUCGACUGCACAAACUCAUCGCCAGCAGACUCUACCUGUACAGACAGUGCAUUCUAAGAAAGAAAUAUAUCAAACUCCCGCACUAGAGCAGCAAAAGGAUGACACCCCUAGAGAUGCGCCGCCUCUCAUAGCUCAGCCUGCUUUGAGAUAUGUCGGUGCAUUUGGGGUUGAGGGAUGGGCUACUAGAAGUGGAUCAGGGCUACUCGAUCAUGGAGAAGUUGUCAAUAUUGAGCGUGCAAGGUCCCAGCCGACGAAAAAGCGUGGUCGUGGAGGCAAACUCAUUACAAACCAAAAAGCGGACGUGUUAACGAGGUUCACAAACAAGAGGGGUGAAGAGAUUGGAAGACUAUCCCAAGAGACUGCAGAGUGGGUUUCCACUCUGGUCGAUCAGAAAGUCUGUUUUUUCAAAGGUGUCUGUGUGUUUGUACCGGACAGGCUCCGGGUCAACGAUACGAUAUACCUACAAUUGCGAUGUUAUCUGCGGCAGGAGGCUUUCCGUCAUGGCUUGCUGAUUGAACUUGACGACAACCGAUCUGCUGGAGUCUUUGAAGAGCAAGAAACUACGGAAGAAAAGGUGCUUCGCCUUCGCCAGGUUGCUCUAGUAAAGCUUUUUGAUGAGAUUGCGCUUCGACCAACUUCAAGCAACGCCAUGACUGAGAAACACAAAAAAGAAGGAAUUCUUCGCAGCGCCGAGAUUGCAGAGCAGCAUGAAAAGACCAAGAAACAGAGAGGCAAUAAUGAGGAGUCUGAGGAAGAUGAGUCUCCUGAAUUAGAAGACGAUCAACUGGACACCCUUUACCAAAAAGCACAGUCCUUCGACUUCAACAUGCCUGAAACCGAGCCAGCACCGACUUUCAAACUCCAAUUACGGAAGUAUCAAAAACAAGCUCUGCACUGGAUGGUUAGCAAAGAGAAGGACCGAAAGAUGGAUAAGGGAAGGUCGAUGCAUCCGCUGUGGGAAGAAUAUACCUGGCCUCUCAAAGAUGUUGAUGACAAGGAUCUUCCGCCUGUUGAGGGGGUGGAUCACUUCUAUGUGAACCCAUACUCUGGAGAGCUCAGUCUCAAUUUCCCAGUGCAAGAACAACAUUGCCUGGGAGGCAUCCUUGCAGAUGAGAUGGGUUUAGGCAAGACUAUUGAGAUGAUGAGCCUUAUUCACACCCAUAAAACCUCUCUUGUUGAACAGCAACCGAAGCGUGAGCUUCAUUCUCAGUAUCGGCAAGGUGCUACACCUGCACCGUAUACCACUCUUGUUGUGGCUCCGACGUCACUGUUAUCGCAAUGGGAAAGCGAGGCAUAUAAAGCUUCUCAGGAUGGAAGCAUGAAGGUGCUCAUGUAUUACGGGGCCGAUCGUUCUAUCAAUAUGAAGGAGCUGUGCUCUAACCCCUCGUCGGCCCCAACCGUCAUCAUCACCAGCUACGGCGUGGUUCUUUCCGAAUUUCGUCAAGAUAUGCUGCUUAACGGCCUGUUCUCUGUCGAUUUCUUCCGCAUCAUUCUUGACGAGGCACACAUCAUCAAAAAUCGCCGAUCCAAGACUGCAAGGGCUUGUUAUGAUCUCAAGGCUACUCAUCGCUGGGUCCUCACGGGAACCCCGAUUGUGAACCGCCUGGAAGACCUCUUCAGUCUUGUCCGCUUUCUGAAGGUUGAGCCCUGGAGUAACUUUUCUUUCUGGAAGACCUUUAUUACUGUGCCAUUCGAAUCCAAAGACUAUAUCCGUGCGCUCAAUGUUGUGCAGACAGUUCUAGAACCCCUCGUCCUGCGCCGCACAAAAACCAUGAAGACACCAGAAGGAGAGCCUCUAGUCCCUUUGCCUCGUCGGACGAUCACUAUCCAAGAAGUGGAGCUCUCGGAUCAGGAGCGGGAAAUUUACGACCUCAUCUUCACGCGAGCAAAGCGUACAUUCAAUGAGAACGUCGAAGCCGGCACUUUGUUGAAGUCGUUCUCCACGAUCUUUGCUCAGAUUCUUCGUCUGCGCCAAACAUGCUGUCAUCCAAUCCUCACACGUAACAAGGCCAUCGUGGCGGAUGAGGAAGAUGCCGCAGCGGCUGCCAAUGAGGCGAAUGGGCUAAAAGACGAUAUGGACCUCCAGGAACUUAUUGAUCAGUUCACCACAGCCACUGAAUCAGCCGAUUCGGACCAACAAUCGGGGUCUAUGAUGAAAUUCAGCGCGCAUGCUUUGAGGCAGAUUCAAAACGAAUCCAGCGGCGAAUGCCCUAUAUGCUCCGAAGAGCCUAUGAUCGACCCGGCUGUUACUGCAUGCUGGCAUAGUGCAUGCAAAAAAUGUCUAGAAGACUUUAUACGACACCAAACAGACAAAGGGGUGGCUCCUCGCUGUUUCUCCUGCCGAGGGCCGAUCAACUCGCGCGACAUGUUUGAAGUGAUACGACACAAGUCUCCAAAUUCCACACCGGCGGAGGAAGAUCUGUACUCCAGCACGCCUCCAGCGUCCUCGCAUCCAACACCGCGCAUCUCCCUUAGACGUGUUCACCCUCUCUCGCCAUCGGCCCAUACGUCGGCCAAGAUCCAUGCGCUGCUAAAUCAUCUCACGUGUCAUCCUCCGGGGGUCAAAUCAGUAGUAUUCUCGCAGUUUACCACGUUUCUCGAUGUGAUCUCACCGCAGCUGGCCAAGGCAGGCAUCAGUCACCUCCGUCUGGACGGAACCAUGCCGCAGAAAGCCAGGGCUGAAGUCCUUGCGCAGUUUACCAAGACGGAGACAUACGUCGAGGAGGAAGAUAUCGACGAUGAAGGGGAACCCCAAUUGACUCAGGGAAAACUGGUCAAUGCCAAACCGGCAGCUAGCAAAAAGGCUCACGCUUCUUCUUCUUCUCCUUCUGUCCUUCUUAUCAGUCUUCGCGCGGGUGGUGUCGGUCUCAACCUCACCGCCGCGAACCACGUGUACAUGAUGGAUCCGUGGUGGAGCUUCGCCAUCGAAGCGCAAGCGAUCGACCGUGUCCAUCGGAUGGGCCAGCUGCGAGACGUGAACGUCACGCGCUUUGUGGUCAAGAACUCAAUCGAAGGCCGGAUGUUGCGCGUGCAGGAGCGAAAGAUGAAUAUUGCAGGGUCGUUGGGGCUACGGGUUGGCGGCGACGGGAGCGAAGAUGAACGAAAGAAGGAAAGAAUUGAAGAGUUAAAGCUGCUCUUUGAGUGAUAGUAUUUGUAUAUAUCUUAUGUGAUAGAUGUUCUUAAGUUCGGGUAAUGAAUGAUGUUCCUAGCCAUC